GCCGAUUCAGACUUUUAGUGACACACGUCUCUCUACUUCCUUGUUCACUAAGUUUUGUGAUUUUGAAGAAAAUCCCCCAAAUUACGAAUUCAUUAGAGGUGAAUGGAUUGUGUCAAUGAGGUAGAACGAAAAACAGGGCAUAUAUGAUUCACUUUUCACUCAAAGAAAAUGAGAAUGUGAAUGAGUGACCUUGACUGAAGACAGUAUGGCCAACAAAGGGCCAUGGCAGCCAGCUAUCCUUCCAUCCACCGUAAUGUAUUUCUAUGGUCGGGUCACACGAGAGGAAGCUGAGUGCAUCCUCCAGGGACAUGGGGCUUUAGAGGGACUCUACCUUCUUCGGGAGAGCAUCGGAGUCCUCGGCAACUUUGCCAUCAGUAUCUGUCAUAAUAACAAUGUCCACCAUUACGCUAUAGAGAAGCAGCAUGAUGGUCAGUACCGCAUCGGUCAAGGCCGUCCAUGCAACGGCCCUGUAGAAUUGAUCCAGCACCAUCAAGUUGAAAUUGACGGCUUCAUCACCAUUCCUACCCAUCCCUGCAACCGACUCCCAGGCCAGUCCCCCAUAGCCUUCCGUGGAAUGACCUAUGUUGACCUAGAAAAUGCGUUAUUGACUAAGGCUGAGAAAGAAAAAAUUAAACCAGAAUCUAUCUUCGGGGCACAGCGACAACACCUGAUACUAAAGGUAGCCAUGGACUUACACCAGAAGCAGCCAUGGUUUCACAAUAGAAUUUCCCGAGACGAAGCCCUUCAACGUCUAGAAAGGGACCAAGAUCACCAGAAUGGAAAGUUUUUAGUGCGUUUGCGUGAUGAUAAAAGGUCUUUUGCCCUUACACUGAUGUACACGAACGAGCCACGACACUACAUUAUACAGAAACAACCGGGAGAUAAUAAGCUAGGCAUUCCAGAGGGACCCAAGUUUGAUUGUCUCCUCAUGAUGAUUGACCACUACCACAAUAAAUCAGACGGUCUAUUAUGUAAAUUAACGAGUCCCUGUGUGGUACCAGGAUAUGACACCAAGAGACUCUCCAAAUAUCUUGAGAGUUGUAGCAACAAUGUAAACUACACAAGUGUGUCCAGCAUAGUACGUAACAACAGCACAAGCAGGUCUUCUAACCUUGAAACGGGUGGGGCAUCACGUUCUGGGAGUACAAAGCGAGCAUUACCUCCGGCCCCAAAAGGUAAGGCUAGCACUGCCAAGCAGAAUGGGGCUUCUAAUCGCCCUUCCCUGCCAUCCUCACGGCGACCCGGUCUACCCCCACUGCCGGCACAAGAUGUUUUAGCCAGAGGCGAGUGGGAUCCCCCCGAGCAUACAUCACGAAAUGGAAUGGACAUGGAUGAGGUGGACUCCAAGAUCUAUGACACAGUGCCCCGUAACAAAGAGACCUUCAACCUGAGGCGUGACCAGAUCACACUGGAGGGGGAUUUAGGUUCUGGACAGUUUGGGUCGGUGAAAAAGGGAAUGUGUUCAAUACGUGGAGGUCAGACGAUUCCUGUAGCUGUGAAAACUUUGAAGAAUGAAGAUGUCUCCGGUCAAGCUGAGAUGAUGAAGGAAGCAGAGUUUAUGAGUCAACUGACAAAUCCUUACAUUGUCCGAAUGAUUGGUGUGUGCAAAGCUGAGAGUAUCAUGCUUGUCCUGGAAUUAUUGCCCUGCGGGCCUCUCAACAGUUAUUUAAAACAGAAUAAAGACACACCACAAUGGAAUGUGUGUGAACUCAUGUGGCAGGUUGCGGAGGGUAUGAACUUUUUAUCUGGCAAGAAGUUUGUUCAUCGAGAUCUUGCUGCCAGAAAUGUACUACUAAGCAAUCGACACACAGCCAAGAUCAGUGACUUUGGGAUGUCAAAAGCAUUGGGCAGGGAAGGAAAUUACUAUGAGGCCAGCGAGGCAGGACGGUGGCCGCUGAAGUGGUAUGCCCCAGAGUGUGUGUACUACUGGAAGUUUGACACCAAGUCUGAUGUAUGGAGCUAUGGUGUUACACUGUGGGAGGCGACAUCAUACGGUGAAAAACCAUACAGGAAGAUGAAGGGGCAAGAAAUAUUGGAGUUUGUGGAAAACAACAACAGACUGACCAAACCUGAGCAUUGUCCGGAGGACAUUUACGUUAUAAUGUUGGAAUGUUGGAAAUAUGACAAAAAAGAGCGGCCUUCAUUUUCGGAGUUAGCGGUGAAGAUGGAAUACCAGUAUAGAAGUCUAAAGGAGAAUGGAGGCUGAACAUAUCUGUAACUGGUGAAGAGAAAAAACUGUUGAUUCUACAGUGUUGACAAGUGACACCAAUCAUGUUUAUCACCUAGAUUGGUUCUUUAUGCUACUUUUAACACAGUGCUACACACAUUAAGGGUGAAAGCUUUACCAAGUAUAAUUAUAUACCACAAAUUCCAGAUGGAUAACAAGCUAGUUAUUCUUUUCUGAAGGACCAGCAAAAUGCAUGUACCGGUAUUCAGUGAUAGGAGAUGUUUCAUUCUUCUUAGUGUAAAAAUAUGCUUUAAAGUUUUAAAUUUUCAGCUGACCAAAUCAUGAUUGUUUAAAAAUAUUUAUGUGCAUAGAUACAUGUUUUUUCUGUACCUUAACUUAAGGAAAUUCUUUUACUUCAGUUUUCCAUAAAGCAUCAUCAUAGUUUAUCUUCAAUGAAGAAAAUUUGCCUUACAUUCAGUUAUAUUUACAUUUGCGCUGCAACCCACUAUAUGAACAUUACCAGAAGAAAAACAUUUCAUUUGAGUAUGAAAGCAAAAACUCUCGUGACGUAACACAUGGUUUACUUAUGACGUCCUAGAUUAGUCUGUUAAAUGAGAGUCUUGUCACUUCACUUUGGAUAACAUGGAGAAUGACCCUGCGUCAAACACUUAAAUGACUACGAUUAAUUAUUGGCGCCAAUUUUAGUUAAAUAGGGCCAAUGUCGUUUGAAGGACGCACAUAUACAAAACACAUUAGAUAAAUUAAUUAUUUAAGAACAAAUCAUAUAUGUACUAAUCUGUAAAAAAGGUGAAUAGUUAGUAUACAUUGGUGAAACAUCAAAUAUGAUGAAAGAAAGAAUUCAAGGACACCUACAUCUGAUUAGAUCUGGAGAUACAUUUAAUUCAGUACCACUACACUUCAACAACAACGGGCACACAGUAAAGGAUCUCAAAAUUGUAAGAAUAGAAAUGGUUAAGAAGCCCAGAGUAAUAUUUAGGCUUGAGAGGAGAGGGAGAGAUUUUAUAUUAACAAGUAUGGUACUCUCAACCAAUUGAAUAAAAAAGAAUAAGAAAUAAGUACAGGAAAUUAUGACGUCAAAAUGACAUCUAUGACGUCAUAAGGUAGUUUCCUUAGUGAUGGACAUAAACAUGGAGGCAUUUGAUAAAGAUGGCUGUGCUAUUGAAACAUUGUGCAAAAACAAAUCAUAAUUAAUGAAUUUAAGAACAAAUAAAUAAAAUUAAACACUAUGGUUAUAUAGGUAAAGUGUAAAUCUAUGGAUUGAACGGCAUAUUUUUAAUUUUUAUGUCAGUAUGAACGCAAAUCUGUUACAUCUAUAUUAAACAUGAAACGCUAGCGGGCUUCAUGCAGUAUGGAUGUAACCGAUUUGCGUUCAUACCGGCAUGAAAAUUAAAAAAACAUUGUCCAAUCCAUAUAUGUAUGCAUUACUAAUGGCAAUUUUAAGUUAAGGAAUUUCCUAAAGUUAAGAAAAGUUCUUGGAAGAUGAAUAUCAGUAUAGGGCCUGGUACUGUUAUCCUACAUAUUAUAGAGGUAUUCCUAUUUUAGUGCCUUUUGCACCAUCUCUGAUGUGCUUAUUUAUGUACAGUGCUAGAUGUGAAUUUUAAAGGAUACAAUUUCCAAUGUCAUUUGCUCAAGCACAUAGUUAAUUGGUGAACGAUAACUUAACAUAAAAUUUCAAUAAUAUUUAAUGUAUUUAGAUAACUAAAGGAUGAUUGAAAUUCAAAUCUAAAAUUUGAGAAUGUUCAUUUAACAUAUUGAUCAUAUUUUGCAAGUUGUCAGAAAUCGUAUUUUGAAAACUUCUUGAUAACAAGUUGUUAAGCUAACCAUGCUUUGAACACAGACCCCAUACAUGACUCUGCCGAUGUCAAGUACAUUCAGAGUUAAUUAAAAUCAAAGCACCUGUACCUAACAGAACUAUUCUGGACUGAUAUAUCAAUAUAGUGUGGGUCAAUCCUCUGACAGUAGAGUGUGUAUGGUGUGAAUACGUGUAAGAGCAUAUUGCGAUAAAUUAUAGAAAGUUAGGAAGAAAAUAGUUUCUUUGAAUCACUAAUAAAAGCAAUAUGAAUUCCAUAAAAGAUUAGUUGCCAAUUUUGGUACAAAAACUGAAAUGGAUCAAACUCCAUUUUAUCCAACUUAUUUCAUUCAUUCUGCAAUAAACUCUGGUAAUUCCUGAUUCGAACAAGGUGCAGGCUUACAAUAGGACAUUGAAGUGAUACUGUUGGCUUUUAUUGACUGAUCAGCAAUAGUAGGCGUAUUACCAGAUAUCGGCUUAUUGUUGGAUCAAUACUGUAGCAUAUCUACUGUACAUUAGAUAAGAAAAAAACAGCAUUUCUAUUACGAUCUCAAAUGUUUGAAAAUAACUGAAAAUAUCAUUUUAACUGUUUGGAAAAGUCGAUCUGAAAUAUUUUACCUAAAAUCCUUCCUGCUACUAUAGAAACUAAAUCCUGUAGAUGACUUUAAGAAGUUUCUCUUUACAUUGGCCAUUUAUACUCGGAAUCCAUGCAUACUAAAUAUAGUGUU
This is a messenger RNA of Mizuhopecten yessoensis (Yesso scallop), 4705 nucleotides long. Its product is annotated as tyrosine-protein kinase SYK-like. NCBI's taxonomy places the organism in Eukaryota, Metazoa, Mollusca, Bivalvia, Pectinida, Pectinidae. The transcript is spliced from 16 exons. Gene Ontology annotation, molecular function: ATP binding; signaling receptor binding; non-membrane spanning protein tyrosine kinase activity. Bases 206 to 2206 code for a protein of 666 amino acids. Gene Ontology annotation, biological process: protein phosphorylation; innate immune response; cell surface receptor protein tyrosine kinase signaling pathway. The record is from RefSeq and is a predicted model, not a curated record. Gene Ontology annotation, cellular component: extrinsic component of cytoplasmic side of plasma membrane; cytoplasm.